AUGGAAACGGCCAUUCGGUGGUCGCCCUCGUCGACCACCCGCGACCAGCGCUUUCUAUACGUCGACGUAACGGGCAAAUCAUUCAAACUCUGCCAAGUCACGUCCUUCGAUGGCAAAGGGCUAGAAUACGACGUGCUGUCCACGCAUGUCCGGGUCCCAGGCUUUCGCGCAUUUGAUUGGUCGACCGCAGACGAGUCGCUCAUCGCCGUAGGCCAGUCUUCCGGCGAAGUCAAUAUUCUGCGCAUGGAAGGCGACUCCAACGAGUCUUGGUCAUUCCCCAUUCGCAAUCAGCGGUAUUGUAAUGCUGUUGCGUUUAGUUCGCAUGGUCUGCUGGCUGGGGGCUUGGAUAAGGUGCGGAAUGAUGUCUGUUUAAACGUUUGGGAUGUUAAUCAUCGAAUCAUGACGGGGAAUUCGCGUGGCGGGCUGGCGCAGGAUAGGCAGGGUGCAGAACCGCUUAGGAAGCUUAGCUCGGAUCCGAUUACGAGUAUCAAGUUUUUUAGAAAUCAGCCGGAUACCUUGGUGGCAGGUGUUAAGGGGCAGUUUCUGAAGCUGUUUGAUUUGAGAGACAAUUCUUCGCAAGCAUUUCUUUCAUUUUCUACCAGAUGUGUGCAUAAUACGGCUAUAGACUGGCUGGAUGAAAACUAUUUUGCAUCCUGCUCAUCUACCAGUGAUCCUAUAGUGUGCAUCUGGGACAGACGCAUGGGUCAACGGCUAACACCUGGCCCGUCAUCAGCAGAAGCCGGGCAGAUUGGAUCAAGCCUAGAGCUGAAAAACACCAUCAACGGCGGCUCAAUCUGGAGUCUGCGUUUCUCCAAAACCAAGAGAGGUUCCCUCGGGUUACUUUCAAGCAAUGGCCAGUUCAAAAUGUUCGACAUUGCCAAAGAAUAUUCCUCCGAGGAGGGCCGGCAUGCUGCAGAUGAAACUCUUGGCGAGGGCUCAUCAGCAAAUUAUCCGGAACAUAUCUAUACGAAGAAUGUGCGUGAUAUUCGGCACCCAUUCGACCAUCGAACUAGAGGGUACAACAAAUCGGACAGGGUGGUGUCCUUUGACUUUUUAAACAUGAGUCGAUCCAACGAACCAAGCGCGCUUACGCUUCUGGGGAAUGGGAAUGUGGAGAUUGUGACUGUACAAUCAACUGCACCUCCGAUUCGGUUAUCGUCACAGAAUGUCCUUGUACGAGGAUCGUCUCAAGGAGAUCACGACUUUCAGGCCCUAAGCCCGCGACCUCAGCAUGCAGAAAUAUCGAAUACAAUUGCAUCUUUAAGGUCUGAGUCACAGGAUACUCUCAAACAGGAGGAGCAGGGAGAAGAGGAGUCCGAGACAAAAUGUCUUUCUAGUCGUGAGAACAGAGAACAUACCCUGUUCCUCGGGAGCAACGGCACCCGCCUCCGAGUUGAGGAUGCGUUGACUUGUCUAACCGUAAACCAAGCUCGAUGCAAGGAGGGCUACCUAUUUAAUUAUGAGAAGAAUCAGAAGAUAGUCGCUGAUGAUCCGGAUUUACAAGAGUUUUGGACUUGGGUUCGACACUCCCGAGAUGCCUCAGCGAAUAAGUUAAUGGUCGUUAAUCGGUUUGAUAUGAGUUAUCUUGGAGUGUGUGAUGUGUGGUUUGGAGAAAUAGGGAUGGUAAAUACCAAAAAUAGGAAACUCAGCAAGGCAGGUCUAGAUCCAGAUCAGAUGAUCAAAGAUUUGGUACAGCAGUUAGAACUCCCAGAAGGGAAGCGAUGCGAAACCGAAUUCUGGGAACAUCGUCAACUAGGUCUUCAUAUCUGUGGUGCCAUCGAGACACAAGAAGAUCUGGUUGCAAUUGUUGAUAAACUCGUCGAUGAAAGACAACACACAAAGGCGGCAGCUUUAGCCCUCUUUCAAAAUGAAGCACAAAUAGCGUUCCAUGCUCUGCGACGAAAUGAACCCACUCAGGGGCACAAGCUUCUGGCAAUGGCUAUUGUUGGUGGAGCAAAGGGCCAUCACACCGAUCCUGAUUGGGAAGAAACGUGCAGGGAAAUAGCGACAGAGCUAACAGAUCCAUAUGGCAGAGCAAUUCUUGCGCUGGUUAGCAAAGCAAGCUGGGAAUCUGUACUAGCGGAGACGACGCUUCCUUUGAAAUACCGUGUGGAAGUCGCACUGCGUUGGCUAGGGGAUGAGGACCUCACAGAUUAUUUGCGAGAAACCAAAACGGAGGCGAUCCAACAGGGAGAUAUCGAGGGCAUCGUCCUCACUGGGCUUCGCCAUUCUGCAAUCGACCUUUUCCAGUCAUAUAUCCGCAAAUUCAACGACGUCCAAACCGCCGUGCUAGCCAUGAGCCACACCGUACCGCGUUUCAUCGACGACGAGCCCAACAAAGCAAAAUUCCGCGCAUGGCGCGAGACAUAUCGUCGCCAGAUCAACUCCUGGAAACUGCAGCUGGAACGAGCACGGUUUGAUGUUGGCUCACGAAAGUUCGCGGUGACGUGGGAUGGACGCCGAUUAAUCGCCCCGGCGCCACAGCAAGUCAGUCUGACCUGCAACUACUGCACGCGGCCUCUCAGCCAGGUCGACCCCGUCUCAUCAUCCACAUCAGCAGCCCAUUCAACCACACCGUCUGUCGCGAGUGACUUGCCGCCAAGCACCGGCUCCACCACCACCAGCUUUUCCUACCAAGGCGCCCAAGGCCCAAUCCUAAUGUCCGGCACCGUCUGUCCCCGAUGUUUCCGGCACAUGCCACGAUGCGGUGUCUGUUCAUUGUGGCUGGGUUCUCCAGACCCGAUGUCGCGCGCCGCCAUCGCUGCAGACGCCAAGGAAGAAGAGAAGAAUAACACCACGUUUAACGGCGGCGAUGGCAGCAAUAAAAAACCUAAGAAACCCUCCGAGGAUGAUAUUGUGCGCCGUUUCGUGGUUUUCUGUAUUAAUUGUAACCAUGGGUUUCAUGCGAACCAUGCAAAAGCCUGGUUUACGAGGCAUCGUGUGUGUCCGAUUGUGGAUUGUGCUUGCAUAUGUGAUCGGUGA
This is a messenger RNA of Talaromyces proteolyticus, 2982 nucleotides long. RefSeq lists its product as uncharacterized. Gene Ontology annotation, biological process: positive regulation of TORC1 signaling. Gene Ontology annotation, cellular component: cytoplasm. The record is from RefSeq and is a predicted model, not a curated record. Gene Ontology annotation, molecular function: protein binding. The transcript has 4 exons. NCBI's taxonomy places the organism in Eukaryota, Fungi, Ascomycota, Eurotiomycetes, Eurotiales, Trichocomaceae. The coding region runs from base 1 to 2982 and encodes 993 amino acids.